AUGUCCAACAACCUAGCCUCCAGCAACCUUUUCAAGCCUGUCAAAGUUGGUCCUGUCGAGUUGAAAAACCGCCUUGUAUAUGCACCAACAACGAGAUUCAGAAACACAGAGGACUUUGUUGCCACGGACUCGAUGCUCGAGUACUACACCGAGCGGGCCACGGACAACGGCGGCUUGCUCAUCGUCGAGGCAACCUUCCCUGCUCCGGAAUUCGGUCUCUACGAGCGUGCUCCGAUGAUCAAGACCGCGCAGCAGGUGAAGGCGUUCAAGAAGAUCGUCGACUCUGUACACUCGAAAGGCUCUGCAAUGGCCGUCCAGCUCUGGAACUUGGGCAGAACGGCCGACCCUAAGGUGUUGAAGAAGCACAACCUUCCUUUCAUUGCUCCGUCCGCGGUCUAUUUCGACGAGGCCUCCGAGAAGGCUGCUAAGGAGGCCGACAACGAGCUCCGUGCUAUGACCAUUCCUGAAAUCAAGGACAUGGUUGCUGAGUACGCUGCAUGUGCCAAGAGAAGCAUCGACGAAGCCGGCUUUGACAUCAUCGAGAUCCACGGUGCCCACAUGUACUUGCUCGACCAGUUCUUGCAGGCCUCUUCAAACAAGCGGACCGACGAGUAUGGCGGCUCUAUUGAAAACAGAGCCAGGUUCAUGUUGGAAGUCGUCGACGCGUGCAUCGGGGCCGUGGGCGCCGAGCGGGUUGCCAUCAGACUGUCUCCAUACGCACAGUUCCAGGGUGCUUUAGGUAACGAUUCCGAGAUCAACCCGAUUGUCACAUGGGGUUACGUAUUGAGUGAGCUCGAGAGAAGAGCCAAGCAGGGCAACAGACUCGCCUACAUUUCAGUGGUUGAGCCAAGGGUUUCCGGGAUUCUCGACAACCCAGACGCCAAAAGUAUCAACUUUAAGUGGCCAGACCUCAUCUGGAAGGGCAUCAUUAUCAGAGCCGGGGGAUUUCUGGACAAAGCUGUCAUCUCCAAGUUACCAGAGGUUGUCAAUGCAAACGACCACACCCUCAUUGCUGUGGGUCGGUACUUCACCUCCAACCCAGACCUGGUCAAGCGGUUGAAAAACAACCUCGAGCUCACUCCGUAUGACAGAACCACCUUCUACAAGGUCGGAAACAGCGGAUAUUUGGACUACAAGGGCUACGGAGAGCCUAUGGACCACUCCAAGGACCAGGUGAUGCCGAAGGCUCUGGCAUGA
This is a messenger RNA of Pichia membranifaciens NRRL Y-2026, 1197 nucleotides long. RefSeq lists its product as hypothetical. The transcript has a single exon. The record is from RefSeq and is a predicted model, not a curated record. NCBI's taxonomy places the organism in Eukaryota, Fungi, Ascomycota, Pichiomycetes, Pichiales, Pichiaceae. The coding region runs from base 1 to 1197 and encodes 398 amino acids. Gene Ontology annotation, molecular function: FMN binding; NADPH dehydrogenase activity.